AUGGCAGACAGUGAGUCUAUAAAGAAAAUGCUGCGGUCUGUUCUUCAGUCCAGCAAGGCAGGUGUGUCUAUUAACAGCCUUCAGUCAGAGUACCGGUCACUGUGCGGAGAGUUCAUCCCGUUAAAGAAGCUGGGCUACUCAAAACUGGAGGAGUACCUCAGAAGUAUCCCCUCUGUGGUGCGGUUGGAGUACCGGAUGGGUGAGUUGAAAUGCUUUGCUGCAGUGUGCCAAGAGACGGCCCACAUUGCUGAACUGGUGGCCAGGCAGAAGAGCUCCAAGAAAUCUGGUCACUCGCAAGUCAUCAACUGCAAGAUGAGAUUCAAACCUUUCAACCCCUACAUGCUCAAUGUGAGGCCAAGGUCUUCUCUCCGUCAGCCCUCAGCUGCUGGUUCCUCUAACCGGCAGGCAAACCGUUCUCGGCCCCACGGUGGCUACAGAGGGUUCAGUGCGUCAGGGGACUACAGGCAGUUGGACCAAAGGUUCAGCUCCAUCACACCAGUCGAACACCGACAACCGGCUUCUCAACCAGUUGUGAAACAAUGUCCCAUGCCUGACAGGAAGGAGAAGAGCUUGGCAAACUUCCAGAAGCCUAAAGGUAUGACGGACCCUCUUGUAUUUUUCACAGAGAAGCCUCCUGUACAAGCCUCCAGACCCAACCAAUCGAAGUCUAGUCUGUAUGAUGUGGUGCUGGUGCAGAGCAGGAUAACUCGACUUCUGGAGAAGUAUUGCAGUGGACUUUGGAUGUCGAAAAUUUCAAAUGUCUACAGUGAAAUGUUCGGUCAGAAGCUCCACCCUCAGGUGCUCAUAGACCUCGAAAAAUGGACACACAUUUGUAUGGUGGAGCAACCCUCCUGCACCAACCGAGUUGACCGGCUGGUCUACCCUCCUCUGCCUCCCAAGCUUUCUGUUGUCCCUAGUAGUAGCGUCAAUGACUCCCCUCCAACAUCACCCACCAGUUCAAGUGCUAACACCACACAAAUUUCUUCAUGUCCCUCAACACCUGAAGAACUCUUCCCUCUCCUCUCUUCCCCUGUUCCUAAACCUAGGCUUUCUCCCAAAAGCCCCUUGGCUCAGCCAACUUUCAUUUUUCCUCCACAACCUGUUGCUGCCUCUUCAGGCAAGCUGUUGUCCUCAGUCACGUUGCACAGCCCUGUCCACAACCCAGUUCUUGCUCCACAACUAGCCCCACUCGCCAGUUUUGCAGUCAAGGCUGUUGCUUCCCCCAUCCAACCUGGUCCUGACAUUUUACCCCUUUUGGAGGUCACCUUUUCCCCGACCUCUGAUUCUCCCCCGAAAUCUUCUGCUGUCACUUUGUCAGCUGAGGUGCGUCAGAGAAUAAAGGAGCUUCUGUCCAAGUACAGUCUCGGUUUGUGGGCCCAUGCUUUACCUGAACUGUUUAUGGACACAUACAAGACGCCAUUUCCUGAGCAUGUUCUGGACAACUUGUCUCUUUUGCUGGAUAUGUGCACUGUGGAGUACCCCAUGCCAGGUAACAAGAACAAGGCCAUCCUGUAUAACGCCAGCAAAACAGACAUGGAAGCCACAGACAACCAAGAAAGCCAGCAGUUCAGAAGUCAACCCCUACCCUCUGGUCUAGAGGUCCUGGGACCUGUGAUUCCUCCCUGUCUGGUUCUUCCCUCAGAGCAGUAUCCUUCUGUGCUGAUUACUGAUGCUAAGAGCAGCAAUGCUGUUACUGUAAGGUAUGUCGGUGAGAACUACUCCAAUGCCCAGGAGGCCAUGGAGGACGCAAUGCGCUCUUUCUACAUCAAAGACUCCCCCCACCAACAUCUGUCUAAACCUGUUGUUGGUCAGCUGGUGGCAGUCAGAGGAGAGGAUGGAGAUGAGCUGGCCAGGGCUCAGGUCACAGAGGUUAUGGCCCCUAACAAAGUUAAGGUAUACUAUGUUGACUAUGGCUUUUCUGUGGAGACAAGUCUGAGUAAUCUGCUGGAGCUGCACCAGGAUUUCCUCUGUCUGCCCUUCCAGGCUACUGAUGUUCGACUCGCAGGUUUAGAGACUUUCAGCUCCCAUCCGCUGGUCCUGUCCUCCCUGGACAAGUUGGCAGUCGCAAAGAUACUGCUGAUGGAGACAUUAGAGCCAUGUCAACAGACGGACAUGCCUGUGGCAGUGCUGUAUGACACUUCGCAGGAUGAUGACGUCAACAUUAACUCCACCUGCCUCAAGACUCUGCAGGACAAGACUAUGAACAACCCUUUGACUGUAAAUGUUACCUAUCGGGAUGUGUGUGUCACAAAUGUGUGUGCAGAUGGCAUCAUCCACUGCCAGCUGCCCUCCAGAGGGACAGCAAGACUCAGCAGUUUACUGGAAAAAACAGAGGCCUUCUUCAUCUCCCAGAUGACAUCUGAAUCCCUGGUAUCCAGACCCUUCAGUGGCAAGUUUUGCCUAGCCCGCUACAAAGGAAAGUGGUCCAGAGUGGAGAUCACCAACAUGUACAGCAACAGAGUGAUGGAGAUCCUCUACAUUGACGUGGGUAUCCCAGCGACUGUAGAGGUGACUGAUCUCCGAGAGAUCCCGCCUCUUUUGCUCAAAGACUUCACCAUCAUCCCGCCACAGGCUAUCAAAUGCCGUCUGGCUGACCUCAAAUUUCCAGAGGGAGACUGGAGUCCAGAGGCUGUUCUGUGGGUGAAGGAGGCCGUCCUUGGCUCUCAAGACUGUAAAAUGAAGAUCUUGAAAUUAGACAAGCACAAAGGGGACUGGCUGGUCUAUAUGUACCUCUUCAUUGGUGCUGACAGUCAGGAACUGGACAAGAGCAUCAACUAUCAGCUGGCUCACUCAGAGUUGUGGCAGAAACUCACAACACAGAACAACAACUCAAUCAAAAGCAGUAACAGCGGCGAGCAUACAGGUCUCAGUGCUCUAGUGGAGAAGUUGACUCUGAGCAGCUUAGUCCACAACCCCGUUGUUAAGGCCUCAACCCAGCCUUGUCACAGAGCAGAGGACCCGUCUCUCCCGGACACAACCACCAAAACUGGGAAGCAGCCCCUUCAAAUGCCUCCCUCACUGGCGCUCCCCCAGCCUGGUCAGAAUAUUGAUGUGUUUGUGCCGGUGGCCUGCCACCCAGGUUACUUUGUGCUGCAGCCAUGGCAGGACCUGCAUAAGCUGGUGGUGUUGAUGGGGGAGAUGGUCCUCUAUUAUAACCGGACGUGGAAGACCAACACGACCACAGACAUCCAGAAAGGAGAUGUCUGUGCUGCCAAAAUAGACAAGAAUUGGCACCGUGUUCAGGUGAAAGGGAUUCUGGCCAAUGGGUUGGUGUCUGUCUAUGAGCUAGACCAUGGCAAACAUGAGCUGGUCCGUAGUUAUUCCAUCAAGCCCCUGAUAGAGGAAUUCAGACAGCUGCCCUUCCAGGCUAUCACUGCACAACUGGCAGGUGUGACACACCACCAGUGGUCAGAGGAGGCCUCCAUGUUGUUCAGAAACCACGUGGAGAAGCGAGCGCUGGUAGCUCACGUGGAGAGUGUGCGGGAGGUGUCAGACGUCAAAGGUGAGCUGUGGGACCACCGGUUGACAGUUUACCUGGUGGACACCACAUUGGAGGACAGGGACCUUUGGAUUCACAGCAUCAUGGCCGACAUCGGCGGUGACCUGUCUUCAGCUGCCUAG
Seriola dumerili (greater amberjack) is the source of this 3621-nucleotide messenger RNA. RefSeq names its product tudor domain-containing protein 7A-like (gene tdrd7a). The transcript has 22 exons. Gene Ontology annotation, biological process: spermatogenesis. Bases 1 to 3621 code for a protein of 1206 amino acids. The record is from RefSeq and is a predicted model, not a curated record. NCBI's taxonomy places the organism in Eukaryota, Metazoa, Chordata, Actinopteri, Carangiformes, Carangidae.